Anopheles bellator is the source of this 1688-nucleotide messenger RNA. It is a transcript of the gene ICA69, whose product is annotated as islet cell autoantigen 1. The coding region runs from base 36 to 1532 and encodes 498 amino acids. Gene Ontology annotation, cellular component: Golgi apparatus. The transcript is spliced from 5 exons. Gene Ontology annotation, biological process: regulation of transport. The record is from RefSeq and is a predicted model, not a curated record. Gene Ontology annotation, molecular function: protein domain specific binding. Lineage: Eukaryota; Metazoa; Arthropoda; Insecta; Diptera; Culicidae.
AAACCCUACACUUUUCGCCAUAACGUAGUUUAAGAAUGUUGAAAUCCGAAUUGCAGCACCAAUUUUGGGUGACCAAAAAAGCUGUCCAAAGAAGGCUUGGCUCUAAAGAGGACGAAAAUAUUGUCGCGUCCGAUGGGGAGUUGGACACCAAAAUCGAACUUUUCAGCUCGCUGGCAGAAAGCAACAGCAAACUGUACCGUAUUAUCGACCAGUACCAAGAGCGAAUGUGCAUACUGGCGCAGGAGGAAAACGCGUUGGGAAAAUUUUUGCGCGAGGUCAGCAAAGAAAGUCCCACCACCGGUAAAAUGAUGUCUACCACCGGCAAGGCAAUUUCCUAUUGUGGCCAACAACGCAUUGCUAUACGUGUGCCAUUACUACGGCUGCAUCAUGAUGUGCACACAUUCAAAGGACGAGCUAUUGCCGACACGCACCACACGAUUCAGCAAAUGGAGAGGGAAAGAACGGAGUACCGAGCCGCGCUAAGUUGGAUGAAAUCUGUUAGUAUACAGCUGGAUCCAGAUACUGGAAGGGGUUUGGAAAAGUUCCGAAAGGCGCAACGUCACGUAAAGGCGGCAAAAACAAAGUUUGAUAAAUACACCCUCGACUGCCUCGAGAAAAUUGACCUCUUAGCGGCUGCAAGGUGCAACAUGUUCUCUCACGCGCUUGUAGGCUACCAAAAUGCUAUUCUUCAGUUCUCCAAGAAAACGGACGAAACGUACAAGAACACGCUAAAGAGCCUUGCAAAAGAUCCGCAUUAUCGGUUUUCUAUAUUGAAAGAACUUACCCAGGCGAACCCCAACGAGGAAGAUAAAGACGUCGAUGUCGAUACGACACUACAGCAGAAUGAACCGUCCGGCAAGCCUGCGGACGAUGACCAAAUGUUGUUUUUCAAGGACGAGUAUAAAGAUGAGCUGGAACCAGUAGCUGCAAAGCAACAGGCAUCCACAGUGCAAGACACGCUUUCCGCGAGCAUUGACGGGGAAAUUGAUGCUCUUCUAUCUGAUUUGCCCAAACUUACCCUUGGCGCAAAAGCAAAUAGAAAGGAGGCUGAAGACAGCAUUGAAAUUGGCAGUGGAAAUGCCAACUGUGACCUGCUGGGACUUAAUUUGGAUGAUGAAUUCUCCGAUUUCAUGUCAGCUCCAGUGCCAUUUUUGCCUUCGAUGUUACUAAGCAACGGUAGCCUCGUGGAUGAUGAGUUUGAAUUCACACUGCCGCAGGACGCUCAGACACUUUCGGAAGAGACAUCCGAUAGCAAUCGAUCGGAGAAAGCGUCCGACAUCUUUAGCAGUUUGUUGCAGGGGUUUUCCAAACCAAGUGUUGUCGGGCCGAACGUUUCCAGUACUUCAACGAAUGGGGGACCUUUGGUGGCUUCGGGAUCUAAGCCAAAGGAAAAGUUGAGCACAAAAGAGAGCGGCAAGAAGGGCAAAGACCUCAGUGGAUGGUAUCAGCUGUUUGCGGAAUUAGAUCCUCUUUCCAACCCCGAUGCUAUUCCGUCCAAAACGGAUGCGCCAAUCAACAGUAUGGCAGCCUGAAUAGAAUCAAGAAGAGCAGAUAUGUUUUGUUACCGGUUUUUUAAUGUUAAUUGUAAGAAAAUGCUUCGUAAUGUCAUUGUACUUAUGCUUAUUUUAAAACUGAAUUACCUACCCCUUUUAACCACUUACGUUGACCGUCAAUAAAAUAAGAUGUCU